UGUGUGAUCGUCCAUGUGAUCUAUGAAUUGGAAAUGGUUUCUAUUUACCAAAACUAAUUUCGGACACGUGAUCUUACGGUAGACCAUUUUGCUGUUUUGCGAAGCCUACGCGAUGAGACUUCAGGACUGUCCCAGGUCCUGGAAGGUCUCAAUUUAGAUGGCGGACAAGACAGCCGAAAAAGCUUUAAAAUAUCUUAGCGACCCCACAGUUCUAGCUGGUUUGGGGGCAGUGGCCGUAGGUUCUCUAUUAUACAUGGCGACCCGACCAUCAGAAAGCGCUUGUCCAGUGAACCCGCACAAACAAAGCAUAGAAAUACCGGGAGAUAACUAUGCCAGGAGAAGUGCAAUGUCAGAAGAGUUGACAGCAUACAUGUUUGAAGACUGUCGUACAACACAUGAAGUAUUUUUAAGAGGUGCAAGAAUAUCAGGGGAUAAGCCAUGUCUUGGUCAUCGUGUCACUGAAGGUGGUCCUUACGAGUGGUUGACAUAUAAUGAGGUCCUCAACAGAGCUAGCAAUGUGGGCUCUGGGUUGCAAGAGCUAGGAAGCAAUGAUGUAGAAGGAGAUACUUUUAUUGGUGUAUAUGCAUCCAAUAAGAUCGAGUGGGUCUUAAUUGAGCAAGCAUGUGCAAUGCAUGCCAAGGUGAUCACACCACUGUACGACACGCUCGGUCCUGAUGCUUGUGCUUUUAUUAUCAACCAAGCCAAAAUGUCUAUGGUAGUGUGUGAUGCAGCAAAAAUUCCAUUACUGCUACAACGAGCAGACCAGUGUCCAACCCUCAAAUUCAUUAUCAAGAUAAACCCAGAUGUUACAAGUGAGGAAAAGCAGGAGGGUGAAAGAAAUGGAAUCAAGAUCAUAUCAUUUUCUGACGUGGAGGCUAUGGGUAAAGCACACCCUUAUGAAAAAAAGCUUCCCAAGCCAGAUGACUUAGCUGUUGUGUGUUACACCAGUGGUACCACAGGGAAUCCCAAAGGUGCUAUGAUCACCCAUAGUAAUGCUGUUGCUAUGCUCACAGGCCUCUGUGUGAUGAUUAAAAAGUGUGGGAUCCGUGUGGACAAUGAUGAUGUACAUAUUUCAUACUUGCCACUAGCACACAUGUAUGAAAGAUUGGCUCAGCUGAUGAUAUUUAUGUAUGGAGGCAAAGUUGGGUUCUUUGGUGGAAAUAUUAGGAAGAUAAUGGAAGAUCUGCAAGAACUAAAACCCACAGUAUUCAUAUCUGUACCAAGAGUGCUGAACAGAGUCUAUGACAAGGUCAUGAAGGAAAUCUCCUCCAGCUCCAUAAAGAAGUUCGUUUUCAAUACUGCUCUGAGCUUCAAAAAAGCAGAGGUUGAGAGGAAUAUUGUAAGAAAGAACAGUAUAUGGGAUUACCUUGUCUUUAAUAAAAUACAGAACACUCUGGGGGGUAGGGUGCGCUUCCUGAUUUCUGGCUCUGCUCCCCUACGUGAUGAUGUCAUGAGCUUCCUUAGGGCAGCAUUAGGAUGCCACGUUCUUGAAGGUUAUGGCCAGACUGAGACGACAGCUGCUGCCACCAUACAGCUUGUGGGUGAUCACACGUUUGGUCACGUGGGCCCCCCGAUGCCUUGCACCAAGAUCAAGCUUGUUGAUGUCCCGGAUAUGAACUACUUUGCUAAGGAUGGCAAGGGCGAGAUCUGCUUCUAUGGGCCGAAUGUGUUCAAAGGCUACCUACACGACCCUGAGAAGACCCGUGAGGCAAUAGACGAGGAUGGGUGGUUGCACUCUGGGGAUGUGGGGGAAUGGACCGAGAAUGGAACACUGAAAUUGAUUGACAGAAAGAAGCACAUCUUUAAACUAGCUCAGGGCGAGUACAUUGCUCCAGAGAAGAUCGAAGCAGUUUACAUGCAGUGUCCUCUUGUGCAUCAAGUCUUCGUAUACGGCGAUAGCAGAAAGUCGUGCAUCGUCGGUGUAGUUGUACCGGAGGAAACUGCACUAAAGAAGUGGACCGAAAAGAACGAAGUGCAAGGGGACAUGGAAGCCUUAUGCAACAACGAGAAAGUUCGUAAGGCCAUCUUGGAAGAGAUGUCGGCGAUGGGCAAGAAAGAGAAACUCUUCUCCUUCCAGCAGGUGAAAGACAUCUACUUGCAUCCCGAUCCCUUCACUGUGGACAACGGCCUCCUGACCCCUACGCUAAAAUUCAAACGCCCUGUCAUCCAGGCGCACUUCAAGGAUACCUUCGAAAAGUUAUACGACAGUAUAAAGGAAUAAAACAAGACUACAGGAAGAAGGUAGAUAGGGAAACACAGGCGAAUUAAACAUGCAGCAUAAUAAUACUAUACGUUCGUAUACAGGAAUAGAACAUGACAACAGAAAGAGGGUAGAAUAAUUUUGAUGCGAGACACGCCACAAAGCGUGUAGAGAUUGGAUGAUGCGAUCGCGCGUCUGGCACCAUUCGUUUGUGUGCUAGCUUUGCUCAGAUUGCAUACUGCUUUGUUACUAGUUUCAACGUUUUUGAAAUAAUAGGGUACACACGUAGUUGGGUAAGAGACAAAAUUAAGCGAAAGAGAGACCUGAUUGUCCAUCAAAUAAAUGUCGCCUGAUUGACUUGAAUUUGGUGGAGUGAUCUAAGCAAAGUCCGAUAUGAAAAUUUGCCAAAAAAUGUAUUUCGAAAGAAAUUAUACCACCCAAAAAAUAAUAAUAAAAUAAAUAUCUCAAGUGAAUUACA
This is a messenger RNA of Nematostella vectensis (starlet sea anemone), 2678 nucleotides long. Its product is annotated as long-chain-fatty-acid--CoA ligase 1. The record is from RefSeq and is a predicted model, not a curated record. Lineage: Eukaryota; Metazoa; Cnidaria; Anthozoa; Actiniaria; Edwardsiidae. Gene Ontology annotation, molecular function: long-chain fatty acid-CoA ligase activity. The transcript is spliced from 20 exons. Gene Ontology annotation, cellular component: endoplasmic reticulum; membrane. The coding region runs from base 158 to 2221 and encodes 687 amino acids. Gene Ontology annotation, biological process: long-chain fatty acid metabolic process.